AUGCCAGACUUCAACAUGCACGCCCUUGACGGAAGCUGGGCCGAGCCAGAAGUGGAGCGGGUGCAAGAGUUCUUUGACAAUUUGUCGGAGAUGUACGUCCGUGAUGAGCCAUUGCUCAUCAAGGACACCACCAAGCAGGAGCUCGACUACAUCGCUGCCAAGGCAACGGAAGCAGCGCUUGCCCAGGAGGCUGGCAGCAUCGGCGCCAUGGAGGACGAGGCCGACACGGCUACAGAGGAGAAGGAGCUCGCCCAGUGGGCGGAGUCUGCCGGGGGCCAGCGGCGCCGGCGCCGGGGCCCCCUUUUUGAAGAAGUGGGCGACGAGUCGUCCGACAAGGAGGCCGAGGCGGAUAACCCCCUAGCCGUGGGGAGGAAACGCGUCCUGCGACGGGCCAGCUCCGGUGAGCCGGUCCAGCCCGACAGGACCACGCAGCGGCAACCGGCUCAGGAGCAGCCCGUGCAUGAGACGAGGGCGAUGAAGGCCGUGGCAGCGAAGAAGACGGUGAAGGCCACGGUGACGAAGAAGACGGCGACUGCCUCCUCCUCGUCCAAGCGACGCCAGACCCUAUCCCCUUCUCCCCCUCCCUCGGACAGCACCCUGGAGGCCGAGUUCGACCUCGGGUCUUUUAGCCCGAAGAGGAAGAGGAAGCCAGUGGAGGAGGAGGUGGAGGACAAGGACAUGGAGACGAUGGCCCAGAGGGUGGCCAAGAGGGCCAGGGCCUCAACGAGCGACAAGCCCCCGGCCGGUGUUCCACACACGCCGGUGGUGGUGGAGAUCAGCCCGGACAACAGCCCCCGACACAGCCCCAGCCUCAGCCCCCAGCAUCCUCCCUCGAUGGACCAGGAUGGCAUCGACAUCGUCAUCGAGGAAGUCGCCAGGGAUGCUGAGGCCGAGCCCACCAAGGUUGCCACCGAGGAAGCCGCCAAGUCCGCUGCCGAGGAGGCCGCCAAGGGGCCUACCGGGGAGGCCAGCGAGACCGCUGCCGGGGAAGCCGGCAAGGGGCCCGCCAGGAAGUCCGGCAAGGCUACCACCGAGGAGGCCGCCAAGGAGCCCGCCGAGGAGGAGGUGGCCAACGACCAAUCUUCAUCCCCUGCAGCCCCGGCCUUGGACAAGUAUCUGAAGGUGGGCGAUCACUUGUUCGUCCGCCUCCCCGGGACGGCGGGUGGUAGAGCGCCAGCCGAGGGGGAGGUGUUCGACGACGAGACGCUUGCCACUGCCGGGCUCCAGGUUGUUGAUGAACCGAGCGUCGGCGGUGAUGGUUCUCAGGAGGAGAAGCUUCUUCGGGCCAUGAGUGUCAACUUCCAGAAGCUCCAAGCGCUCCACCGUGCCCGCCUUGACAAGGCAAAAUGCAAGAUGACGGCGGUGGACAAGGCACAGGCCUGGUUCCGCGACGCCCAGGAAGAACUGAAGGCCUCCCAGGGCGAGCUGGCUGAGCGCAAGUGCGAACUCAUCCUGAAGCAAGCUGAUAUCGAGAAGGCCCAGGAGUUGGCGAAGGAGCAGGAGCUGGAGCAGAGGCACAAGGAGGCACUCAAUGCUCUGGCCCUAGUCCACGUCGACAAGGUGAAGAAGCUGGAGCCGGAGCGGGAGGAGCUGAAGAAGGUGGUCUUGGAGCUGACGAAGGAGAAGGACACGGCCAAUGGUGCUUUGGCGGAUGCGCAGACCGCACUGAAGCUGGACGGCCUGGAGGGGACGCUUUCGCAGACCAGGGCUCGUGAGGAGACCCUGAACCAGGCCCUGGAGGACGAGAGGCAGAAGAGGAAGAACGACGCCGCCAACCACGAGGACUAUGUGGCCAGCGUGGAGCUCUGGAUCAGCCGCCUCAUCGACGUCGCGGGGAAGCCCACCGCCCAGCUAGCCGUCAUGGGCAUGCCGGACGUCAGGCUCUCCGAGGACAGGAACAUAAGCCCCAACGCCAGGCUGAACUUGUUCUUCAAGCGCGACCUCGAUGCCUUUGAUCAGCUCCGCUCCAACCGGGCAACUUAUCUGGCCAACGAGGCCCGGAAGCUCUACCGGGGUGCCCUGACCAAGGUGCUCACCAAGGUGGCGCUCUGGAACCCCACCGUCAACUUCGCCGACGCGCUAGAGAGCUUGCCAGAGGAGGCGGACCUCGCGGCGCUCAAGGAGCGUAUCAAGCCCAUCAUCGACUGCGUCGAGAGAGUCCAGAGGCUUUUCGUGGCCACACAGACGGUUGUCGCGGUUGUGGACGACACCAGAGGGCAGCUGAUCGACGUCGCCUUCUCCUCUCGAGCCAUCGCCAUGAAGAAGUCGAUGCGCUGA
Aegilops tauschii subsp. strangulata is the source of this 2277-nucleotide messenger RNA. NCBI's taxonomy places the organism in Eukaryota, Viridiplantae, Streptophyta, Magnoliopsida, Poales, Poaceae. The record is from RefSeq and is a predicted model, not a curated record.